AUGGAAACUGACAGUUCUAAACAUAGCAGAUGUCGAUCUGCCACAUCAAGGUCCAGAAUCAUGUCGUCCUUGCAACGCUCACUUUCAUCAAAUGAAUUCGUCCUCCCAAAAACAAAUGCUUACAGGGCUAGCGAAACUAGAACAUCAAAUUUCAGAAAGUUUUACAAUCGAGGAGAUUUUCCCAUGGCUCUCGAACACGAUGCCAAGGGAAACAAAAUAGCUUGGAAAGUUGACGUUGCAAAACUUGAUUACCAAGUCUACCUCCCACUGUUUUUUGAUGGACUCAGCGAGACUGAUCAUCCGUACAGUUUUUUUGCAAAUCAAGGGGUCCAUGAUAUGUUAGCACACGGAGGGCACAAGGUGGCUUCUCUUAUUCAUCUUCUUAUUGGACCUAUUAAAAGUAAAAAUUAA
Molecule: messenger RNA, 411 nt
Organism: Helobdella robusta
Lineage: Eukaryota; Metazoa; Annelida; Clitellata; Rhynchobdellida; Glossiphoniidae
Exons: 3
Coding region: 1-411 (136 amino acids)
Molecular function (GO): Hsp70 protein binding; Hsp90 protein binding
Source: RefSeq, a predicted model, not a curated record